AGUCCAGUGCCGAGGGCCGGCUUCAGUGACUUCCUUGUUGGGAUCCCCGGCCCGGCAGUGUCCGGAACCGUAGCCCCGCUGUGCUCACCGGACUGCUAGCCAGGGCUAGGUCGCAGCCGCAACCCAAGCAGAUCCUUCCCCCGCACGCCCCGCGCUCCCCGACAUGCCCAACCCCAGCAGUACCUCCUCUCCCUGUCCCCUCCCCGAGGAGAUUAGGAACCUGUUGGCAGAUGUUGAAGCAUUUGUAACAGACAUACUGAAAGGGGAAAAUUUAUCCAAGAAAGCAAAGGAAAAGAGAGAAUCUCUUAUUAAGAAGAUAAAAGAUGUAAAGUCUACCUAUCUUCAGGAAUUUAAAGACAAAGGUGAUGCAGAAGAUGGGGAAGAAUAUGAUGAUCCUUUCUCUGGGGCUCCAGACACUAUUUCAUUAGCCUCAGAAAGAUACGAUAAAGAUGAUGAAGCUCCCUCUGAUGGAAACCAGUUUCCUCCAGUGGCAGCACAGGACCUGCCUUGUGUUUUUAAGGCUGGCUACCUUGAAAAACGCAGAAAAGAUCACAGCUUUCUGGGAUUUGAAUGGCAGAAACGGUGGUGUGCUCUCAGUAAAGGAGUGUUCUAUUACUAUGGAAGUGACAAAGACAAACAGCAGAAAGGUGAAUUUGCAAUUGAUGGCUACCACGUCAGAAUGAAUAACACUCUUAGGAAGGAUGCAAAGAAAGAUUGCUGUUUUGAAAUCUCUGCUCCUGAUAAACGUGUCUAUCAGUUCACAGCAGCUUCUCCCAAAGAUGCCGAAGAAUGGGUACAGCAGCUGAAAUUUUUAUUACAAGAUAUGGGAUCUGAUAUUAUUCCUGAGGAGGAUGAAGAAGGAGGAGAAUUAUAUGAUGAUGUUGAUCAUCCUCUACCGACCAGCAGUUCACUAGCCAGCAGUCAACCAAUUGAUGAUGAAAUUUAUGAAGAACUUCCAGACGAGGAAGAGGAAGCUGCGCCCGGGAAAGUGGAGGAGCAGAGGAAGAUGAGUCAGGACAGCGGUCAUCACAGCACAGGAGACAAAAGCACCGAUUACGCUAACUUUUACCAGGGUUUGUGGGACUGCACAGGUGCUCUUUCUGACGAGUUGUCAUUUAAACGUGGGGAUGUGAUUUACAUUCUGAGCAAGGAAUACAAUAGAUAUGGCUGGUGGGUAGGAGAAAUGAAGGGAGCCAUUGGCUUGGUGCCGAAAGCCUACAUAAUGGAGAUGUAUGAUAUCUGAGAGUCCUGGGAAAGAUCAACGUUUUGGUCGAAGAAAAAAAUGAUCAUGAACUUUCCCCUCUGCCCGCAGCCGAGGAGGGGUCGGUCUCCUGCUACUCUGCAAAGGCUGUGGAAUCAGACCCGCCGGGGAGGCAGAGCAGCAGCCCAUAACCUUUCUUUGUUUUGUUGAUCAUCCUGCGUCUUCAUUACUUUCUGCAUUCAUAGCAUCCCUCUGAUGUGAAACUAAAUGAAGGAUAUUAAUGCAAAUUAGAUACAAGCUGUACACUUAGACCUGUUGCUAUUUUGCAAAGAAAUAAUUGUAGUUUUUACUUACUCAUUUGAUUGGUGUGAAGAAUUCAGCACUAUUUUAUAUGUUCCACGUAGUCACUGCUACUUCUGGUAUGAGUUACAGCUUCUCUCAAUAUUGGCCAGCAGUUAUUUUUGUAGACUAUAAUGUAUAAUUUCCAUAGAAAUUUAAACUGAAGAUAUCGUAGAAGUUUUUGGUAGAUGCUUUAGUAAAGCCUUAAAGAAUAAAGCAUUAUUAAAGCUUUAUAGAUUAUUUAUGUCAGUAUUUAUUUUCCACACAAAAGUAACAUGUUUUCCCGAAAGAAUUUUACAGUUGGCGAGUUUACUUUAUGUUAAAUCUCACCACAAGGAAGGAAACAGGAUCGAAUUGCGAAUGGUAGUGUGCUGCCACCUUCUACAACAUGCACCGACUGGAACGGUGGUUUGUGUGAAGUCCUGUAUCAAUAGCAGAUACCCUGGUCAGAUGAUGGGCUGGCCAGCAUCUUCUACCAUCACUUUGUUUAAAUUUAAUAAAAUAAAAAAUUCAUACGACCCACCGCCUAUUCUCCACCACCGUAAGGGCAUAAGGAAUAUCAGUGCUCCGAGGUGAGGAGUGGACCCAGCCCUCGCCUCCUGCCUGAUCGCGGCUCGGGCAGGGAGCCCACCGCCGUGCAUUGCUCAGGGCAGAGGAAGGAGCAGUGUGGGAACCACAGCAGCACAUGCACCAGCAGGUAUGUGGGGCAGCAGCAGCCUGACCGUGGAGUCCCACGCCCCGCUACCUGAGCAAGACUUGCAGAAUUCUGUCACACCUGUUCAUGUAUAUUUGAAACCAAAGGUAUUUUAAAUGCCUACAAGGUACUGGUCUACUCUUAUAUCGCAAGGUACUGCUGAACGGAUGAUUAUUUGGAUUAGCUAUAAUCUUCUCAUAUUGAAUCACUGAUUAGCACGUGCCUUUGUUGAACUUUUCGGAUCUUUGCUUUAUGAAGAUAAAGGUUCUGACCAUGCAAGCAAGCUGAUAACAUUUAAAAACCUCCAUUAUUUACAUAAAACUGUUUACAGGCACUAUUUCAGAGUGUAUAUCUACCAUUAUCGCCUUAACGCCACGAUCAUGUCACCUCAGAUGUUAAAGAAUAUUAAUUUUAGGGAUUGCAAGUAAACUCCAGUUUAUAUAAAUUAGACAUUGUUGAGCUCAAGCUUUCAGAUGUGAAUUUGUGCACUUGUUAAUAUGGUCCUAAUAGAGAGCAUUGGGGUAGAGUGAAAUCAUCUUGGGAAAAGUAAGACAAGCGGAGGUGAGGCUACCGGGCUGGUUUUCGAAGCCCUAGAGGUUGAAAAGCAAAAGCAGUGGUGGGUUUCCACAAAACGUGGACUUGCUGGUGGCGUGGACACAGGUUUCCUGCUUCUGGCUUCAGGGAAGAUUGUAGCCCUGGGCCAGUAGGUGGCAGCAGCUUUUCAUUGCACACCCAGCCACUGAGAAGCCCUCCCCCACUUGGGCCCAAAGCCCCGCAGAAUGCAGAGCGUGUAGAACCUCGCUGCCUCCUUUUACAGUUAAUCCAGGAGAGGGAGUCCUUCGCCAACGGAUGACCAGCGAUUCCAAGCCAGACAGUCUCCCUUUGAACGUGGCGAUCCAGAAAUCUAGUGUGGCCUCUGCCUGAGCUCCUCUGGCCUUUGUUCUUUUUUAACUGGAAUCCAGGUGGGAGAUAGGAAAGAAAACCAAGAUUUCAAACUGGAGUGACAGGAAAAGUAAUCAUUGCUUUCAGUUCAUGACAACUUUAUAUUCAUUUGGUGAAAUCUUCUGUAUACUACCAGGGAGAAAGUUUUCCUUACACCCUUGACAAUAUAUCACACACUCUUCAAAUCAUAAUAAUAUAAUUAAUGUGAAUCUAAACAACAUGGCUUGUUAGAAAAUGUGCUAAUUGCUAUGUUCUCAUUAUGUUUGCUUAGCUUUUAUUUGUUUUUCUAUGAACAGUUAGAGAGCUAUUUUUUUCCAAAGGUGAUUGUAAGUCAUAUUUUAUAUAGCAUUUUGCUUGAUUAUUUGCACUGUACUGAAUUUGUACUCUAUUGCCAUUAGAUCUUACAAUAAUGUUCCACUCUGCAAAUUUUUAAGGUUCAAAUAAAGUUUAAUUGUUUGCAAACUGU
Molecule: messenger RNA, 3642 nt
Organism: Myotis lucifugus (little brown bat)
Lineage: Eukaryota; Metazoa; Chordata; Mammalia; Chiroptera; Vespertilionidae
Gene: SKAP2
Product: src kinase associated phosphoprotein 2
Exons: 13
Coding region: 164-1243 (359 amino acids)
Cellular component (GO): cytoplasm; plasma membrane
Molecular function (GO): protein binding
Source: RefSeq, a predicted model, not a curated record